Molecule: messenger RNA, 17058 nt
Organism: Nothobranchius furzeri (turquoise killifish)
Lineage: Eukaryota; Metazoa; Chordata; Actinopteri; Cyprinodontiformes; Nothobranchiidae
Gene: agap3
Product: ArfGAP with GTPase domain, ankyrin repeat and PH domain 3
Biological process (GO): activation of GTPase activity
Cellular component (GO): nucleus
Molecular function (GO): protein binding; GTPase activator activity; GTPase activity
Source: RefSeq, a predicted model, not a curated record
UCUUACUUUUACUUCCGGGCACCGCCAUGAUGCCAACAGAUAAGCAAGCUUCUUCUUUUUCUUUUCCUUGUGUUUUUUAUUGAUAAUCAGCAAACUGAAAAAGCUAACUGCACAGAAAAUAGCCGACAGCCAUAACGCAGGUAUAAGCGCAGCCCCUAGAACACCUACCCGCUCCACCUAGCGUCAGCCAGAAAGUUUCUAACCCAACAAUCACUGAGAUCAAUGUUAAAGCUCUAGCUUAAUGUUACUUUAACGCUCUCUGAUUCAGGAGGAUUAUACCCAUGGCAAGAUGUUACAAACUCAUAUGUGUUUAGUUGAAUUUUACAUAAAAUAGGAAACUAAAAGUAAAGGCAAUUUGUAAAAAAAAAAAAAAAAGAAAGAAGCGCGGGUUUGCAAGUGAAUAUGUAGAAGAGGAGGAGGACUGGAAGCAGCCAGCCCACACAAACCAGCCUGUAAGUUCUGUCCCUCUGCAGUUUCCUCCUACAUUUUCUCAGUGGUCAUUUUGUCAUUUUCUACAAACCAGUUGGCUGCCUCCACCUUCGCCUGCCCCGGCCCAGUUCGUGAAUUUCAGCUAGUCUUUCACUCUGUUCACUUGUUCCUCCAGCCAAGUCUGCAGCCCUCCCCCACAGCGUUCUGCACCUUGGAUUUCUUUGUGUGACACAUCAAACAGUUUGUAAUACAUCAGCUGGCAGGGUCGCCCUAACGGCUGCAUGUGGGGAAGAGUCCAGAAGUCAUCCGCCCAUGCAUGUGCAGUGCAAGAGUCGAGCACAGCAAACAAAUCCUUUAGCAGUUUUCUCGUGCAAAGAGAAACAGGCAUAUUAGCAUUUGGCAUCUUGCAUGUGAAACAUUUUAAUGAGGCCGUCUCAUUCUGCUCAGAUACACGGCCUCUCUACCAUUCACCCUCCGUCUCUGUCUUUCUCUCACACGCGCUGCACAAAUGCACAAGCUCUCCCUUAAAACUUGAAUUUCAGAGACAGAAGCGUCUGGAAUCUUUAUUUAUUUUUUAUUUUUUUCCCUUACAGCCUCCCACAGACGUCCUCGAACCUAUCAUUUUCUCUGCAGUGGAGCAUUGGUGACGUAUGCUCAUCGCUAAUGCAGCUGAAUUUUAAAAGGCUCUACGCCCACGCUCUGUAUCACUACUGCAGGCAUAAUAAUCAUAAACUUUCCUUUGCUGUCUGAAGCCACUCCGUGUCUGCGUGUGAUUCUUCAGACCUACUUAUUUGCAAAUGUUAAUUCAGCGUUGGUGAACAGAAAGGGGAGACGACUGGAGCUGAUAACCACCUGGUUGUGAGAGGGAGGGGGCUGUUUGGCAGCAUGUUCCUGUGCACGCUCUUGCACAGAUUCUCCUUUAUUGCUUGUCCAAACUGUUUGUUUGCACUGUGCAUAAUUCUCACAGACGUUUGGGAAAAAAAAAAUGCUGUUGGAGAUUAAUUUGGUCAAAAGCACCCUGAAAAUAUUUAUUACCCAGUAAGACAGUUUUUCAAAUCAGCCUUGGCAGGUUGCAGAGCUGUUUGUUGUUUUCUCUUAGAGAGAGCCACAACAGCUGAGUAAUCAGAAUCAGAGAAGCAACUGUGUUCCAAAAAAACAAACAAAAACUUAUUUAUUCACACUUUUUUCUUUGUAAAGAUGAAGCAAAGGUGUUUUUAAUUUUAAUCUGCAGCUAGGUUGUCAUGGUUUCAUAAUCAGCGAGGGAAUACCUCAUUAUAAUUAAAUGUGAUAGAUUUGGAGCUGCGGUGGACAAAUCUCAGCGAUGUGCACUAAAAAUUCAGCUUUCCACCUCCUGUUUAUUAAUAAUCGUCCUUUAAUGAAUUCACAUGGUCCGAUGGGUUUCAUCAGCUUUAUGAAUCGACGGAGAAGUGGAUAAAUGUAAGGAUUUAAAACGUCCGGGUUAGUUUAUGUGUACAUGCUCCCAUCAUAUCUCAGUACCUCCUAUGUGAAGCAAAUGGAAGAGAUGAGACAUGAGAUCUUAAGGUGUUUAUUUUUUUAUUGGCUCUCAUCAUUUUAAAUCAAUGUCAGUUAGUCGUGAUGUCAGCUGCAUCAUCUGGUCGGCGUCAUCCUUCAGAACCUCCCGGAAUAAUCCCUUGUCUUCCAGUUAGAUUGUCUGUAUGAUGCGUGACAUUGGAUUUUUGUCAAAGAUGCUGUAAAAAAACUAAUCCGAUCUUUUUCCUUCAUAAAUAUUUGAGGGAUUGAAAUAUCCUUUGAGAUGUUUUGAUGAGAUCGAUCUUCAUGUCAUAAGGAGAGAGCAGAAGGUACCUUUCAUCUGGGAUCAUUCAUUCUGAUCAGGAUACACAUUCCUCUUUUCUGAAAGGUGAUAUUUUAACUCCGUUUUGUAGCUUUUAGCUUAACAGACAGCAGCUGCCUUGAAACAAAAGCAAUAUAUAUAAUAUGAAGACAUAAUUAAAUAAUAGCUGAGCCUCAGGAGUUAGAGGAGGACCUCCUCCCAGCUACUUGAAGACAACACAACUGUUAUGUCCCGACAGGUGUUGUAACAUAUGGGGGGUAACAUAAGAACUGGCGGAGGAGUUUAAAAUGGGUUUAUUUGUAACAAAAAGGUAUUACACCACAAGCAAACAGAUCUCUCUAAAAGGUUAACAUUACACAGCAAAUUAUCAACUAUAAAACACCUGGUUAAAACUUAUUAAAAGCUUAACUGAACAGAAGGUGUUUUAAAAUCCCCAGAGUUGAUAACUGUUCCCAAAUCAAUACACUGACUAAAACACCUGGUAAAACUUAUUUUAAAAAGCUUUACCACACGAAGGGGUUUAAAAACCAAGGUCAGUAAAAUUACACAAACAAAGUUAACCUUAAAACCGAACACAAACAUCAAAAGAUCCCACUGGAUCAUCCCAAACUUAUCAUCAAGAGUUAAAAACUACCACAGUUUAAAACUCAAACGAAUCUAAACAAAAGGGGUUGAAACGAAACCAAACCAAACCAAACCAAACCAAACCAAACCAAACCAAAAACCAGGAGGACAGCAGAACCCCUGCACUGCUGCCUCCCAUACUGCGCUGGCAAUCAAGGAAGAUUCAGCUCAGCUGUGCUCCUCAGCAGCCCGGGAGAGAGGAGGAGGAGGGGCGGUGUCAGGCAGUUUCACCAGAGCUGGGUGAUCCUGGCUCCUGCCCUUCCCUGGCCAGACUGGCAACCGUAACAACAACACUCAUUUUAUGGACUAAAAGUCCACCACUAUCCUCUGUCCUGCUAGCCAAUGUCCGUGCUCUGCGCAAUAAAUCGGACGUGUAAAAUUAGAAUUUCAAAAUCAGGUUUUUCUGUCUUUAUCUCCCUAAAGGUUCUACUGCGUAUCACAGAGUUGUGUUAUUUACAACCGUUUCCAUUUGUGGGAUCACAUAAGAUUAUGAAUCAGUGUAUUUUACUUCCUGUCCUUCUUUCCUCAUAUUAUUAGUGUUCCUGUUUUUGUUGAAGUACUUGAGAAGCAGCAGAUUUUAGCUUGUUUAGCAGCUUUUAUUAGAUUUUCCUACAUCAGGGGUCCUCGACCACCAAGCCCAGGACUGAAGCUGAAUCACUUUUAAUUAACGUAAAACUUUUAAUUUUGGGACUUUGAUUGAAUGGUGAAAGUUUUGUAACUGUUUGUUACAAAUCAGUAAAUGCAUUUUGUCUUCAUGGGCACCCUUAGAAGGAAACAUGGCGAGACCCACUCCCAUGUAUUUUUAUGGUUAUAUGUUACAAAGUCGACACUAUUUUUCAACAACUGGGCAUCAUUUUGUUCAUUUUCAAACUACUCAUUGUCCCUUUACCACCUCUGAUUCACUGUACAAAGGGCAAAAAAAGACAGUUUGGCCUAUACCUUUGUAUUAUACAAUUUCAUUUCAUUUUAAUCCUUGCUAUUAGUAAUCUUGUUCAAUAACUAAUUAAUCAAUAACUAAUCAUUAUUAUUAAUACAACAAUAAUUAAUACUACUGUUUUGGUCUGACUGUAACAGAUCUUCCACCUGAAAUAUUUUACUUCCAAAAUCAUAAUUUUCAAAAUAAUCAGAAAUGUGAAAAUAAGCAGAUUUCAUAAUGUGCACCUCUGGACCAUGGACGACCUGUCAACAGCUUUUUGACAGGUCCUGCAUGCUAUGAGGCAGCAAAUGAGUUUUUGACAAUGUUGUCUUGUUGGUUGCAAUAUAUACAUUCACCACUAGAUGUCACCUCAUUCUGAGAACUGUGCUUUCAAAAAUUAACCUGGAAAAAUGAUGAUUUUAGCAACAACAUAACAAAAUGUAUACCUCUUUCUUAGAAACAGUAACUUUUAGGCAGUUGGAAAAGUCUGCACAUGAUUUGCUGCAGAGUAUUUUUUAUUGUUAAUGAUUUAGGGUUCAUUGGUAAUUAUGUCUAAUCAUAAAUGAGUACUGAUACAUCUAAUAGAAAAUAAAUUUGAGGUGCCAAGCAAAACAUAUAUAUCAGAAAUUAUUUUUAUUGUUGACUCACUCACUGCCAGCCGUUUCCUGAUCACUAACGGCCUUCGCUGCCAGCGUUCCUCACCGUUUUUACUGUUUUUUUAAGAGUCACAGAACGUUGCGCGCUAGCAUGAUGUCGAUGCCAAAACAACCAAAACAAAGAGGAGACUCACCUCUUACAUCAGGAAGAAGCCGCGUGUUUCGAGCGCUAUCCGUUCUUUCAUAAUCCGUUGUCGAAUUGUGAUCGGUAGACGCUUUUCUGGUUCGUGCCUCACUUUUUUUACAGGAACUGCCCAAAACGAUCUCCAAACACAUGGAUGUGUUGCUUCCUGAUCGUGUGAUGUGUGACGUAUGCAGAUGAAGAUCGGCUUUAGGGCUGAGAUGUUUGUUCUCUCACCGCGGGGGCUCGUUCCGAUGCUCAAACAGUAAAAAAAUGCAAAGGACGACUUUAGUCGUCAUUGGCAGUGAACGGUUGGAUCUGAAAUGGCGACUUUAGUCAUCAAUGGCAGUGAAUGAGUUAACUAUUAAGUGUGCUUAAGGUUAGGACAAAGGGCCAAGGGGAUGUGUUUGCUCAGUAUUGCAUUACUUAACAUUAAUAUUAAGCAGUUGUUAAUACUUAAUUUAAUAACAUAUUAAUGCUUAAUAAUGCAAUAAGUUAUGUUAAUAAAGGGACCAUUAUUGUAAAUUGUUACUGACUUCUUUCUUGAAAAAAGUAGAAUUAUUGAUGUUUCUUUGAUUCUUCCUUAAUUUACUUUGAUUUAUUUAAAAAAACAAAUCCAAUUUUGUCCAACAAGUAAAAAACCAUCUCAAAUCCUAAAGACGUGAUAAUGAAACCCUCUGGACAAAAGUCACGCAGGAACUGAUGAAGAAUUCAGAGCUCCUCUGGUCAGCCAUGACGCUUAUCACAGUUCAUAACUCUGUCCGACGAGGUCAGGCGUCCACUUACUGACAGCGAAUUUCUGAUAACUGAAUGAUUUCCUCUAGUUUCUUCACAGCAGCUCUCCUUUUUAAAUUCUCUACUUUCUCUUGUUUGCACAGUUUUAUAUUUACCGCAUGACAUAAGCACUUCUAGAAAGAAAUGAACAGUUUGUUGCUAUUAAACCAAAGUGAGACACCGUCACAAGUCUUUCUACGAACCUGUGACACAUCGCGGGGCAUUCACUGGUCGCUUCUGAAUGCAGUGGAAGGUAUCUGCUGCAGAUGCUUUUUUUUGGAAGUAGAUGACACUUAGACUCAACAGGUGUGAACCGUGCUGCUGUUGUGUUUGUGUGAAUGAAGUCAGCAACACCUUAUCAACAAAUUAGACACAACACUAGGCAAGCUGUAGCCGUGGUUGAGCGUUGCACAAGAAAUGGAGCCACCUUUAUUCUGAUGUUUGCCAUAGAGCGUUCAUAUAUGCACUACUGUCUUCCUCAAAAUGACUCAUGUUCUGAUACCGAGGGGUUAGGAAGCUCUACUCGUGUGGCUCGGAUGCGUCCUGCAAUCUGCUAGACGACACAGAAAUGUUCCACUCGUGGCGUCUGCAUCCUCGUAGAAACACACGAGUGCAUGCUGGCUGCCAUUCUGUUACAUCAGCUGUUCAGACAUAAUCAGUUCUAAUAAUAAUUCAGAAAAUACCACAAGCCCUGAAACAGCUUAAAGCCCUGGAGGUAAUUAAUGUAGCUGUGAAACUUUUCCCAUUCAGCCCUCCUUUUAACCCGGGGCUAAUUAUGAUAAGUGACUGCAGGAUGGAGAGAGAGACUGUUUCAUUUACACUAUUAACCCAUACGUGAUGUCACUUUAAUACAGCAGUUUUCUAACUUUCUGAAUAUCAUUAAUUGGAAAUAUUAAGUCCUAAAAGUAGAAAAACGAGAAGCCAGUUACACAAAUGAGGAAUGUGAUCUGCUGUUGCGCCUGACCCCUUUGUGCAACGACGUGUAGCUCUAAAUGUUUCCAAUUAAUGUUUAUCAGUCAUCCGAAUCUUCCUGUAGGAAGAUUCAACUAUAGCUUAGUUUGGAUAGUUUCCUUCUGAAUUUUCAUGUUCUAGUUAAAGAAAGAACAAGUCCAAACCAUGAUGCUACCACCUCACCAACCAGAAAAAAAACCCCAUCUGGUGUUGAAGCUGGGAUUCAGUAUUUUCUUUUGCAAGCAGUUCUUCUCAAUUAAAGAGAAAAAACACAGUAAAUCUAAUUUGGGCUGUUUGUUGCUGGCCAGUAACACCCGAGGUGCAUAAUGAUGUUCCAAAAUCUCUCCAGUUAAAUACACGACUGCUGAAGCUGAAACUAUUUAUAGAUAUUUUAUUAGUUCUUUAAUCCAUGAAAGCCUAAAUAACAGUUUUAAAGGCACCAAUUUGCACCUUAUUUUAUUCAAUUACCCAGUUCCCUUUAUUCAGUCACAUACAGUAAAGUGACCACAAUUGCUGGUUAUGCUUUUUUAUUUAUUUAAGGUUCUUGUAGAACCUUUGUGAGACCAAUGCAUUAAACACUCAAUCUCUUAUUUUCUUUACCGUUUAUUCCUCAGUAGAGGAGCUGGUGUCCAUCUCCAGCAGUCAUCAAGCGAGAGGUAAAGAACAUCAGGUCAUCCGUUCAUUUAAAGGUCACACAGAGACAAGCGGGACACACACCUGCCCACUCAGUCACACACAAGUUAGAGUUGCCAGUUAUCCUAAGCAUCAUGUUUCUGGUCAUUGGCAGAGAACCAAAUUCCCUGGAUUAAACACUUGCAUGCAUGGGGAGAACAUGCUGGGAUUCAAACCUGCAACCUUCUUGCUGCAAGACAGUGGUGCAACUUCUACCAUGCAACUCCAUCAUUUAUAAUCAAGAACAGAAAAUCGUAAUAAAUGGUGAAACCUGAUUUAAGCAGUACGUGUUGAAUAUCUGCUGCAGAAAGACAUUAUUUAGCAUUGGAAUAAAAUCAGUUUCACCGUCAUUGUUUAAAAUAUUUUUCUGAGAAUUAAUUUGGUGACAAAGGACGAACUUUUUUUUAAAUUAGCAUACUCUUAUUUCAGGAAACUUUUUAGGAGUCGAGCAGCAGAAAUAUCUGGUGGAAGAUAUGCUGUCAAAACGUUUGUUUUCCAGUGACCGUCGAGACAAAUGACCAACACACGGUGUAAUCAGACAGAUGUGUUGCAGAAACGAGGCGAUCCAGGAAUCUCAAAACAUGCCAAUCCAGUUUUUCCUACAAGACUUUUCUCCCAGCAGUCGUUACGAUUGAGUUACAGCAGAGGGAAGGAUUUAGCUGCGGGUAAGAGGAGGACACAGGAGAAGUUCUGUAACCCAGUCAGCAGUUAGAAAUCCUUGGAUUUAUCCAACAGCAGACUUCCUCUGGACAGGACCACAACAACAGAGACAACCAAGCAGUGGAUUAACUGUAAUCCUAUCUGGGUCUCCUUGCAGCAAACCAACACCUGCAUCAGAAAAUCACAAGACAAACAAAACCACUCAAAGUGAGCUGCAGCACAUGACCUCUCUGGGUCACUUCCUCAGUAACCGCCCAGACUUCAGCUGGCAACCACUCUAUUAUGGAACCGCAGCGUGAUACACUCGGCAAAAAGCUAUUUUUUAAUGUUGUAGUAGGAUGAACAAAAGCAACAAAGGACUAAAAGGAUGAAGCUAAGAUUUGAGCUGCAGGGAGAUUGUUGCCAGAGAGAAGAAAAAACCCCUGAAACUUACGAGAAGAAGAAUGAAAAAAGUAGCAAUGAUUUGAGUUUUCUUUGGCAAAAUCCUUGAGAGAUUACAGGCCGGCUAUGCUGCUCUGCUUCGGGAGUCGGAGGCGAACUCGACACCUCUCAGUCCAGUGGAGCGAAAAGGACGGUUUGCUCCAAGAUGAGACCCAGUUCAUUCCAAACCCCUGCUUCCUAGACACAGGUAACAAGCUGCACAGUCAGUCUAACUCAAGAGCUGAUGGUAGUACUCCCUGGAAAGAAAGAAUUUCUCUCAUUUGCGUGAAUGCGUGUUUUGAGGCACGUGCUGAAAAGUUUCUGGCAAAAUUCUUACGUUUUUCUUUGUUGUCACACCGGCUCAGCUAAAGUUACUUCCUUGUAGAUCAAAUGAACGGAGUGAGUCGUGGAAAUAAUCAUUUCAUCUUUUAAGGGUGUUGUCUGAAAAAGGUUAACAUUAUGCUGCUUUGAGUAUCAUUGCUCUGCAGGAGGCAUGUCAGCAUCUCGAUUUUCAUUUUGCAAUUAGCCCAGAAAAGCCACUUAGCUGUUUGUGUGACUCUGGGCCAAGUUCCUGAACGUAUAAACUAAACACAUUAAUUAAUUUAAACUAGCAUUAAACUUUGUUUCCAUGGGUACCGGAUGAUUAAAAAUGCAUUUUUUAAAUAUAGUAUCUCCAUACGUCCGUGCUAGUUGAGAUGUUCUCUAAUUGCCCACAUAGGGGCAGUGUUCCUGCCCCAACUACACUAGACCAAAAAUCUGGACUGAUUCAAACUCCUAAAUGACCUCUCCAUGUCAACCCAUGUGCACAUCAGAGCACCACACCUCUGGUAAAAUAACAUUAGUAUUGCUUUGGAUUUCAGAAAUCCAGCACACUCAGUUUCUUGGUGAAAUUAGAGGCUGCACAAGCUCAUGCCAAGAUGUGGAAAAUGUCCUUUUACAUAAUGUACAGUGAGCCGUUUUCAGCAUGGUAGCCAUCAGUGCUUUAGAGAGAAUACAAUUUCCUCACCAUAAAUAGCUGGAAUUAAGCUUCGGCUCUCCCACUGAGCGUGGGCAGCAGGGGGAGGCGCAUGGAGUGUGGUGUGUGGCUGGUCUGAUUUAUUGUUCUCAUAUGUGCUGGAAUAACAUAUUAGGGAACUCUUAGCUUGUGACUAUGGUCAGACUCAAAAUUGGACUAUUUGAAGCUAUCAGUCUGAGCUAGAUGAUGUAAAAUAACAAAGAAAUGGCCAAAUGUCAGAAAUCAACAAAGUUUUUGAUUUAUUACGCUUCCUUUUUUUAAAUUCUUCUGGUAAGAAAUGGUAAAUAGUGCCCUUCCUGUGAUUUGCUGUGAUCAGAAGACAACAUGUCCAUUCAUGGCUGGUUGUUGACUCCUAACUGUCAUAUUCACUUUUUUUUAUAUAUCUCUUGGUGGUGGGGGUUCAUUAGCAUUGCAGAAAUCAUAUGGGUGUGUUUAAUGCUCCUGGGAUCCACUCCUUGUUUUCCAUGUGUCCCAGGGGUUGGAAGGCAGCUGAAAGUUCAAACAGAGACACACUCCCUCAUGCUCUGCAUGGCAAGAGCUCAGAGAUUAAGGGGUUUGUCUGCACCACAAACAGCAAGCAUUACUCAGGAGGCAAAACAGGAGGAAGAAACCAAAAGGAGACCCUUUUUUUUUGUCGUUGUGGGUUUUUAUAAAUCUUUUUUCAGAUAUAGCAUUGUUACUAAAUAGGCCUUAAGGAACCAUCUUUUUUUUUCUUUUAAAAGGGAGAAUGUUUUUGUUGGACAGCCUGUUGGGAAUUUCAACGUGAAGAGAAAACGGCUACAAACUAAAUAAGUCUGCUGCGUAAAGGAGCCCGAGGAUGCAGGUGGUACAGAGGCUUUGCACUAACUUGUUUGAAGUUUUUCUCGUGUCAAAGGUGAAGGAUUAAGCCUGGCAUUGGAAUCUAGGCUUCAAAUGAAUGACUUAUGUGCUGACUCUCAACUCCCAGUAUGGGAAUGGCCUGUGUACACGUUUAUUGUAGAGUGUGAAUGAGAAAGUGUGUGCGGAUUCAUUUGAGUCCGGUGUGAUGCUCUUUCUAAGCAGUGGGACAGCGGAUGGAACCCAGAGGAGUAAUAUUAGUGGAAACCUGGAGCAUGAGAGAGCUGUCUACCGUGUAUCUGUGAUCCUUAAAGACACACAAGGACAUGCCGCUGUGUCAGAACCAGAAAUGGGCUGCGUCACUCACAACCUGGUGGAGAACUGCCAGCCGAAAGGAGAGAUGAUGAAUCUGGUGCCAAUGGACAACAGCCCCAGGCUGGGCAGGGCUCAACAGGAGUUCAACAGGUGGCCCUCCUUAGGCAGCGCAAGCAGAGCAAGGAGGCAAAGGAGAGAGGAGGCAGUUCUGGAGGAGAAUGAGAAGGAGGUGGAGGGAAGAAUGAAGACGGACAGGUUUUUUAAAAAAAACUCCAAGAACUCCUUGCAACACCACGGGGACGGGGCAGGGCUAACAGCUCCGACAGGCUACCAGAAGCAAACUAUUCCGAGUUUGUCGUCACGCUCUGUCACCGUCCUUGGUGAGGGACUUGUCCUCAGGGAUCAUGAAACCGUUUCAGAGCACAGAUCUUUGCCGAGGGCCUUUUUACGUAGGCCCCAACAGGAUGAAGCUACGCUCAGCCGGAGAACCAUGAGCAUGUAUGGAGGAGCAGAAGAACAGCAAAGUGAUUCUAAACUGGAACAAGAAAGACGGCUGAGGAGGCCGAGGAGUGUUUGCAUGCUGGCAGGACCAGUUCCAGUCCCAUCAGAACCCACAGCCCAGCAACCGUUUAAGAGGACUGGCGUUUUGGAACCGCACCAACAACACAGGAGCAGGAAGGAUGAAUUGAGGACAGUGGAAGGCUCCGAUUCUGUGGCUCAUUGGCCAACAGAACCUUCGGGCGUGAUCUUUCGGGGUCGUCAAAGGCGCUGGAGGUCCAGACCAGUCAGUAUGACAGUACUGGAACUGAGAAAGAAAGGCUCUGAUGAGGAAUUGGACAGCCAGAGGAACUGUGGCAACCCAGGCAGUGAUGGAGGAGGAUUUCUCAGAGGGGGCUUUCCCUGGAGAUUUUUUAGCAGAACACCUCAGGAUAAAAGCAAGGAGAAGGACACGGACCAAGAGGCUCAAACGUCUCAAAAGUCCAUCAGAAAUGAUGCUUCAAGGAGCACGUUCAGCUCUUUAAGGCGGAGCUUCAGCAUGCGGAUCAGGAGGACUCGGACUCGUGAAAAAAUCAAUUUGGGGUUCGAGGGUGAGUCAAAGGACAACUCUCAAGUCAAAAGUGCUGCUGAGGAGACGGAAAUGCCUCCACGUCCUUUCUCAUAUCUCACAGGAAGAACACUUCCGGCGUCCAGCGAGCACAUAGAUGAUGGAGGAACACAGUGCAUUCAGUACCACAGCAAGGGGAAGUCCCAGGUUAUGGAGGUACCCCUGUAUCCCACAAAACUCACUUCCAAACCAGUCCAGGAAGAAAAGAGCUUAUGGCAACUCAUAGCUAACCGUUUCAGGAGGAAAGAGCAGCCGUUCAAACGUGAAUCCCAGCAGCUCCAGAGCAAAGACAGUGAGCAGUAUUCCCAGCCUGGGAAGAAAAAGCCACCUCCAAUCACCAUAGAGACUCUGGCGGGAACUGGCUUCCUCAGAGGUCAAGAUUCUUUUGUCAACAGCCAGGAAUGGACACUGAGUCGAUCCGUUCCAGAGCUGAAAGUGGGCAUUGUGGGAAAUCUGUCCAGUGGGAAAUCUGCCUUGGUGCAUCGGUACUUGACAGGCACGUAUGUGCAGGAGGAGUCUCCUGAAGGUGGACGUUUCAAGAAGGAAAUUGUGGUGGAUGGACAGAGCUAUCUGCUGCUCAUCAGAGAUGAAGGAGGCCCUCCAGAAUUGCAGUUCGCCGCCUGGGUGGAUGCUGUGGUUUUCGUCUUCAGCCUGGAGGAUGAGAUCAGCUUUCAGACGGUCUACAAUUACUUCCUGCGCCUAUCCAGCUACAGAAACACAGCUGAGGUGCCCAUGGUCCUCGUUGGAACACAAGACGCAAUCAGUGCUGCCAACCCCAGAGUGAUCGAUGACGCUCGAGCUAGAAAGUUGUCAAACGACCUGAAGCGCUGCACGUACUACGAGACCUGCUCCACCUACGGCCUGAACGUGGAGAGAGUCUUCCAGGAUGUUGCCCAGAAGGUUGUGGCCAUGAGGAAAAAGCAGCAGCUCUCUAUUGGUCCUUGUAAAUCCCUCCCUAAUUCUCCCAGCCACUCAUCAGUGCCGGCUGCAUCCAUCCCCUCUGUUCACAUCAACCAGGCAGCCAAUGGCGGGGGAGCAUUCAGCGACUACUCCUCCUCCGUCCCCUCCACCCCCAGCAUAAGUCAGCGGGAGAUGCGCAUUGAGACCAUCGCUGCCUCCAACACGCCCACGCCCAUCCGCAAGCAGUCCAAGCGCCGUUCCAACAUUUUCACAUCGCGGAAAGGCAGUGAGCAGGCAAAGAGCGUUGAGAGUAAAACAGACAGCAUAGGCAGUGGAAGGGCCAUACCUAUCAAACAGGGAAUCCUUCUGAAGCGAAGUGGCAAAUCCCUCAACAAGGAGUGGAAAAAGAAAUACGUCACACUGUGUGAUAAUGGCGUCCUCACUUACCACCCCAGCUUACAUGACUACAUGCAGAACGUGCACGGGAAGGAGAUCGACUUGUUGAGGACAACAGUGAAGGUGCCUGGGAAACGACCGCCCAGAGCAGUGUCCACCGUGGCACCCAGUGCCAGUCCCAAAACCAACGGGCUGACCAAGGACGGCAGCGCCCUUCAGCUUGGCGUCACAGGUGCGACUCACUCCAACAGCAGCAUUUCUCUGCAGAUGGGCGGGUCGGCAUUUGGCGGCAGCAAGGACGGCAUGCACCAGCGUUCCUUCUCCGUGUCCAGCGCCGACCAGUGGAAUGAAGCCAUCAACACCAGUACAAGCAGCGUAGCACCAAACGGGAUGAAUGAUCCGGCAAAUUCCAGCAUGGGCAGCGCCACGAGUCCGAAACUGGAGCCACCUCCUUCUCCACACGCCAACCGCAAGAAACACAGGCGGAAAAAGAGCACAGGCAUCACAAAGCCAGAUGGCUUAUCUGCAGGAAAUGAUGAACAAGAAGACUCCUUCGAGUUCAUUAUUGUGUCGCUGACGGGUCAGACGUGGAACUUUGAAGCUUCUACGUACGAGGAGAGAGAGCUUUGGGUCCAAGCUAUCGAGAGCCAGAUCUUCGCCAGCCUGCAGUCAUGUGAGAGCAUCAAGAACAAGUCUCGGUUAGGGAGCCAAAGUGAUGCAAUGGCCAUUCAGUCCAUAAGGAACGUGAGGGGGAACAGCUUCUGUGUGGACUGUGAUGCACCCAACCCAGACUGGGCCAGUUUGAACCUGGGUGCCCUGAUGUGCAUCGAGUGUUCAGGCAUCCACCGGAACCUGGGCACCCACCUGUCCCGCGUGCGCUCCCUAGACCUGGAUGACUGGCCGGUGGAGCUCAGCAUGGUGAUGACAGCAAUCGGCAAUGCCAUGGCCAACAGUGUGUGGGAGGGCGCUCUGGAGGGAUACACCAAGCCGGGGAACGACAGCACCAGGGAGCAGAAGGAGAGCUGGAUCCGGGCCAAGUACGAGCAGAAGCUGUUCCUGCUGGGGCUGCCCCAGUCCGACGUUCCUCUGGGGCAGCAGCUGCUCCGAGCGGUGGUGGAGGAUGACCUGAGGUUGGUGGUGUUGCUGCUGGCCCACGGCACCAAAGAGGAAGUCAACGAGACUUACGGGGAUGGAGACGGACGCACCGCAUUGCACCUCUCGUGUGCCAUGGCCAAUGUUGUCAUCACGCAGCUGCUCAUCUGGUACGGAGUGGAUGUGAAAAGUCGGGAUGCCCGUGGCCAGACGCCGCUGUCCUACGCCCGUCGAGCAGGAAGCCAGGAGUGCGUCGACAUUUUGCUUCAACACGGCUGCCCCAACGACUCCAGCAGCCUGACCUCCGCGCCCACGUCCAACAUAAGCCUCCGAAACCCCAACAUCAACAACAACAACGCCCAGUGUGAUCUCAACCGCAGCAUCAGCAUCAUGUAGAAGCCAGAACUCAACUCUGUUUCUCUUCUUGGUACUUCCACCUCUGUUUCACUGUGUAACCCAGAACCAGAACGAAAGGAGAGAUGCCAGGAAAAAUCAACACACUGUUGAUAAUUCACUGCGUUGCAGGCUUGAAUCUGUAUAUUGUACAUUUAUUAUUGUAUUAUUUUUAAUUCAUUUUGUUUUGUAACUUUAUUCAGACUUGGUCUGAUGGGAUCAUGAUCAGCUUUAAGUUUUUUUAAGCAUCAACCAAACUAGCGAGGCUUCCUUCUGGCAUUCGUCCCUAAAGAACAGUAAAGAAAAAAAUCCUUACUGUUUUAAACAUGUCCUAUCACGUCUUCUCUUCUUUAGUGGCGUGAGUUAAGUUUUAUAGUAUAAACCUCCUUCGAAGUCCUAAGCCUCAGCACCAUAAUACAAAAAAUGUAAAAAAAAAAAAAAAAAUGGAUUGAAAUGCCGAUCUGGAGACAAACUAAAUCUCUAACAAUAGCUGCCACAGCUCUCAUAAUGAUGCAUGUGUUCGACACAGCCAUCAAACUCUUUCGUGCUAUUCAUAUACAAAGGCAAAGCAAUUAUAGUUAAAGAGGCCAAAUGAUUUAGAUACUUAAUUCACAGGGAAAUGGAUUCGGAUCAUCAUAAAGGAGCUGAUUGCAGAAUUCCUAUUGGGUUGGAAGUGAGUCAUUUUCUUCACCCACAAUCCUUCAGUAAAAAGUGUCCGUGACUACGGAGGGAUUCAGGGGCAAAAUGUUUUACCACUAUUAAGCCACAUGGCUUUGUAAGCGUGCCUCUUCAAUCAGAAUUCAUUCACAUUCAAAGGUUUGAUUGGAGCCGUGAAAUUCUUCCAUUAUGAUCUCUUUGUUGGAAUAAUUUUACGAUGAGUUUUGUUGGUAAUUGUUCUACGUAUUCGCUUUAGUUCCAACCAGAAGAUCCAGAAAACACCCGUUAGCCUCCUGUGGCUAAAAGAUGGGACACCGGUACUUUAUGGAUCAUAUCUGCUGUUGACUCUGUGAUAUGUGUGUGUGUGUGUGUGUGUGUGUGUGUGUGUGUGUGUGUGUGUGUGGUGUGUGUGUGUGUGUGUGUGUGUGUGUGUGUGUGUGUGUGUGUGUGUGUGUGUGUGUGUGUGUGUGUGUGUGUGUGUGUGUGUGUGUGUGUGUGUGUGUGUGUGUGUGUGUGUGUGUGUGUGUGUGUGUGUGUGUGUGUGUGUGUGUGUGUGUUUGAACUUAAUGCGAUUCAGUAAAUGUGCGCAGCAGUUACUGAGCACCCGGGCAUUUCUGUUUUAUAUAAAGGACACUCGAGACGAGACGGUGAAGAUUCGGGAACAAAACUGUGUUUUAUUGUACAAAUAUUUGUAAAAAGUAGUUUUGUUCUGUUGCCUUAUUUCUUUUAAGAGCAGUUUGAACCUUCUCAGACUUGUCAAUAUAACGUAUCCUUCUUUCAUCCAUGAGAAUUCCCCAUGAAGAGCAGGCAAUAAAAGGGAUUUCAGUCAGCGACAGGUCUAUAGAGGGAUGUAUGCUAAGUUUGUAUUUUGUUUUUUAUUUAUAAAACUGUACAGUAUUCCACAGCCACUUUUUUUCCUUUAAGUUGGGAUUAAAAAACAACUUCAGGUGCAACUUUUGUUUGAUUUUGAUGAAACAAGUCAAUUUUAAUGAGUUUACAAAGGCGGGAUUAUUUGUUUACAGAAGGAGACAUCACAUGGUACCUAAUCUGCAAUAAUUUUGCUGUGAGCCAACUCAAAGUGUAUAUGUAGUCAAAAGAGGAAGAAGCAAUGUUGUGAAGGAACCGGUAUAUUUGACUUUUUUCCUGCUUAAAUCCAGUAUAAGGAAAACAAAAUCUAGAAAAGUUUUCUUUCAUACGCUACAAAAAAACCUUCUUCCUGCUUUCAUUUCAUAGGAAAUGAAUCUACGCUCCACAUGAAAAUUAGGUUAGCUAAAACAUAUUCUAACAUUCUUUUCCUUUUGCAGUCCAUCUUCCACUUUUACUUUAGAAAUAUGUGUCGCCAAAGAAGAAUUAGCAACUUUUCCUGCAGGAUUUCCUGCCUUUUCCUCAAGUGUUACAUCUUGUGUACUUCAACUGCUUUAGUAGAACUGCUAAAAGGAGUGAAAUCUUUUUAAAAGACCUGUGAUUAGCUGUUUCAUCACAACAAGAACCCUCAAUUGCCUAAAAAUAGAAACAAAUUCAUGCUUAUUCUCUGCCCACUUGAAAAAAAAUAGUUUAUGGUUGAAUUUUUGUCCAUUAGUGCCAAAAUUCUUGAUCGUAAUGAAUUAUUUUUUUUUUUUACAGAUUAAACAACCUUAAAACACACAAAUUUUAAGUUGAAUCAACCUUUUUUUUAUCUAACUUUAAAAUAGAUUAGCAAAAUUCCCCAAAACUGAAAAAUUAAAGCCACAAACCUUUUAUUAUUAUUUUUUUAAUCGUACUGUAAUAUCAGCCUUAUUUCUGAUAAUGACUUGACCAACUUAUUCCACUGAGUACAUUUAACUGUCCAGCGGGAUAAAGGCAGAGUUGAACCCUUAUUUGCUUACCGUAGACGAGGAAGGGAAAACACUAGAAGCCUGCCUGAUUGAACACAAACACAAUAUGAAGUGUAAAUAUUAGCUUAAUGUUUUUUAUCUAAAGAUAAAAACCUCCUGGAGAAACAAACUGAACUGGUUUUGGUACUCUAGAUCCAUAAACCUCAUUUUGAUAUGUUGUUUGUGUUUCUCUUUAGGUGUAUUUUUUAGAUGCUCUGUUUGACUUUAACUGACCAUCUUUGGUACUUGUGUAUAAUGAUGUACAUUUGACAUAUUUAUAAUGCCGUUUGUAAAUAUCUUUAAUUGUGUUUGUUUUGUUUGCCUUUUCCUAUUGUUUCCUUUUUCUUUUUGUUCAGAGCGUGAAACAAAGCAAAGGCUAAAGAGUAACAUGUUGUAUGCUUGGAUGCUUGGCUGACUGUUGACCUAUUAAUAAACACUCAAAUAAAACAAUGUAGCCUUCCCUGAGUUUGGGGAAUCUGA